UUGAAUAGGAUAGCAGAAUAAAAUUGCAUUAUAACAACUUUUAUUGAAGAAUAUAAAUUUUUUGAGUAUGCUAAUUUUUCGUUUUAUCUUGUCAUUAACUGUAAUAACAUGGGUAAAUGGAAGAACCCAUCCUAAGAAACAUCACAAAGGUGGCCAUCACCGUUAUUCCGAUGAAUGUCCAUGUGGUAUAUCCGAUUUCGUUGAAGAGCGUGUUAUCUAUGGAGAAGUAGUUAAAGAUUACAGAAAAUAUCCUUGGAUUGUCGGUGUAAUAUCUUCCCACGAUUGGGAAGAAUGGGGAUCUUGUGCUGGAGCUUUAAUCUCUCCAACUUUUGUCCUAACGGCAGCCCAUUGUUUUCCCAAACAAGGAACUUUAUCCUGCUGGAUGAUGCCCUACAUGUGCAGAGCAAUGAAGGAAAGAAAGGUACAAAUUGGAUUACUAGGAAGAAAUAAAUAUCAACCUCUAAUAAAAUUACCUGUCAAACGGAUCAUUGUUCAUCCUGAAUUUGAGUUAUAUACACCUCAUCACGACAUAGCCCUAGUAGAACUACAGAUUUCAAUUCCUUGUACACCAUACAGCAAGCCAAUUUGUGUCAUUCCACCUAAAAAUAUUGCUGGAGUUGGCCAGAAAAUGCACAUUGCUGGUUUUGGCAAAGUAGAUCUACCCCAAUUUGGCCAAGAUCUUCGUGAAGGUACUUCACGUAUUGCUAACGGUGAGGUUUGCCGGAAGCGUUUUGUCCAGUUUCUACCUUCAGAGGAACUCUGUGGAAUGCCACAUGGAAAUACAACGGUUUGCAUGGGUGAUUCUGGAUCUUCAUCAUUCAUUCAAUAUAAACAUAGGUUUUAUUCCGUGGGAGUGGUUUCAUAUGGCGAUAUGUUUUGUCCCACAACCAACGUCCCUGCUGUGUUUAUGAGAACCGAUAUGCACUUCGACUUUAUCAGAAAAUAUGUCAAAGACCUUCCAAGACAGCCUAAUACAUAGCCUAUAUGCUAUUGAGAUCAAUGGAAAAAAAAUCCUCACAAAUUGUUAUUUUUUUCUUUUGAGAAAAUA
Messenger RNA from Parasteatoda tepidariorum (common house spider), 1048 nucleotides. Its product is annotated as venom protease. Lineage: Eukaryota; Metazoa; Arthropoda; Arachnida; Araneae; Theridiidae. Gene Ontology annotation, molecular function: serine-type endopeptidase activity. The record is from RefSeq and is a predicted model, not a curated record. Gene Ontology annotation, biological process: proteolysis.